Molecule: messenger RNA, 2725 nt
Organism: Dunckerocampus dactyliophorus (ringed pipefish)
Lineage: Eukaryota; Metazoa; Chordata; Actinopteri; Syngnathiformes; Syngnathidae
Gene: sema4aa
Product: semaphorin-4B
Exons: 14
Coding region: 1-2334 (777 amino acids)
Biological process (GO): negative regulation of axon extension involved in axon guidance; semaphorin-plexin signaling pathway; neural crest cell migration
Molecular function (GO): semaphorin receptor binding; chemorepellent activity
Source: RefSeq, a predicted model, not a curated record
AUGAUCUUGUGCAGUCACGCAGGAAGUGAAACAGGAAGACGUGGUGGAGCGUCUUCCUGCUGUCUGUCAGUCAGAACGCUCACCAUCAUGGCUCUCAUGCUCGUCCUGAUGCUUGCCGUCCUGCGGGGCACCGCCGCCGUCGUCUCGCAGCUACAUGCGCGCUCCUCCUUCCACCUGAACUCGUCCAGCAGGCCGCUGGUCCAUUUCAGUCUCCCGGAACUCCACAACAUCACAGCGCUGUUGCUAAGCGACGACCACAAUGUCCUGUAUGUGGGGGCGCGUGACACCGUGCUCUCAUUGGAUGUCACUCAGAGUGACAUCAUGGCCCUGAGGAAAAAGGUGCCGUGGCGUCCAUCUGACUCGGACAUUGACAUCUGUCAAAGCAAAGGAAGAAACGUCACGGUGGACUGUGCCAACUUCGUGCACAACUUGCAGCACAUCAACUCCACGCAUGUGUACGCCUGCGGCAGCUUUGCCUUCAGCCCUCGUGAUGUCUUCAUCGAUGCCGACACUUUUGCCGCGAGCCCCCCCCAGACCGCCAAAGGCCGUUGUCCCUUCAGUCCCUUCCAGAGGAGCAGCGCCCUCGCCAUCGACGGUGAGCUCUUCACUGCCACAACAGCUGACUUCAAAGGAACCACGCCUCAGAUUUCUCGCCACUUCAGCAAAGACGGCCGCCCGGACGUCACCCAGGAGCCGUCCGCAAUCUUGCUGGAAGAGCCGAACUUCGUGAGCUCGGCUGCAGACCGCGGCGAGAGGAAAGUCCUGUUCUUCUUCAGCGAAGUUGGGAAGGAGUUCAACUUUGUGGACGAGCUGCAUGUGGCCCGUGUCGCCCGAGUGUGUCAGGACGAUGUUGGCGGUGCGAGGGUUCUGCAAAGGAAGUGGACAUCGCUGGUCAAGACCACCCUGAUCUGUCACCCCCCCUUCAAUGUCCUGCAGGACGUGUUCACCCUACCGCCGCCAGUGGGCGCCGACCCUGCGGAAACGCUCUUCUACGCCAUCUUCACCUCGCAGUGGUCUUGGCGGUCCGAGUCGGCGGUGUGUGCCUUCCAGCUGGCUGCUCUGAGAGCGGCGUUCACUGGCGCCUACAGUAGCUUCCACUCCAAUUCGCAUCAGUGGAGCCCCCUGCUGGGAAAACACUCCUACCUGGGUCAGCUUGCAUGUCUUUCUUUUGCCGUGUGGUGUCAGUGUGGCCUGAAUGCCACCACGGAUGCCAAGUUAGAGGAAGUGAAGCGGUCCUUCUUGACCCGCAGCAGCGUGACGCCGGUCCAGGGAGGUCCGCUGCUGCUUUCGUCUCGGUGGCGUUACAGUCGUGUGGCGGCCAUGAGCGUGAUGGGAGUUGACGGCCGGCGGUCCGACGUCGUCUUCCUCCUGACAGAAUCUGGACUUCUUCACAAAGUGUUUCUGUCCCAUCGGGGUCCCCGGGUCAUUGAGGAGAUUCAGGUCCUCGCCCAACCUCAGCGCGUCAGAGCCUUCCUCCUCUCGCCCACCAAGGGUGUCCUCUACGUGGGCUCGUGGCAGGCUAUCACUGCCGUGCCUGUUGUUCGAUGCUCUGUCUACACGUCGUGCAGCCAGUGUCUUCUGGCCCGAGAUCCUUUCUGUGGGUGGAGCCAAAGCAGGAAGUUGUGUGCACGCUUGGAAGGCACCAACCACCACCGCAUGGUUCAGGUCCUGGAGGACGGCAGCGUGGAGGCGGAAUGUCGUGGUGAAGGCAGCAUCCGCUCCGUCAUAGAUGUGUUUGUGCGUUUCAACGAUGUGGUGAAGCUUCCCUGCCAGAAGACUUCCAAUAUGGCCACACUGACAUGGAGCACCUCAGAAUUCCGGGUCCUCCCAAUGCAGUUCUUCAUCCAGUCAGACGACGGCAGCCUGAACUUCUUGGCGAGCGCAGACACACUUGGGACAUACCACUGCCAGGCGGAGGAAGACGGCUACAAGGAAGUUGUGGCCAGCUACAAUGUCAUACAGAUGGCUCCACCCCGCUCUAUCCGCCCUCGCCCUGAAGAGGAAGACGAGGUCACACGAGGCAAGGGCGACCGGCUAGAAGCUGCGGGCGCUACCCCGCCGUCUCCGUCUGGGAAAGACGCCUUGCUGUGUGAGGGGAGGAGCUACUGCGGCAAGAUGCUAGCCGUUUCCCUCGUGUUAGCGACCUGCACCUGCUUCCUGAUAGUGGCCGGGUUCCUAUUUUGGUUUCGCAGGAAGUCCGGUACUUGGCAGAAACAGCCGGUGGUCGUCGAGGAAGACAAAACCAUCGCUGACUUCCUGUCUGCGGAGGGGCAAGAGGAUGGCAUGGCAGAGCCGAGGAUGGAGCUAAAAGGCCCCAUUUUGAGGGACAACUGAAACUAGCUUUUAAAGUCUUUUAUCUUAGUUUAGCUUAUCUUAGCUUAGCUUAUCUUGUCAUAAUUUGUCUUAGCAAGGUGAUUUGUCAGCAUUGACUAUUAAAGCAACUGCCAAUCGCAUCGCAGUCAAUGUAAACAAACAACAGAUCAGCAAAUAAAUUAUUAAAUCUACUCAAUUAAAUAAAAGACUGUACAGUAUAUACAUGCUAGUAAAUUAUUAAAGAAUAUACAGUACAGUAUAUACAUACAAGUAAAUUAUUAAUAAUAUACAGUACAGUAUGGACAUACUAAUAUAUUAUUAAAUAAGAUACAGUAUAUACAUACUUGUGAAUGAUUAAAUAAAAAAUCAUACAGUAUAUACCUAUGAGUGCAUUUCAAUAAAUUUGAAUAUU